UUACACCUCAUUUAUAAAAUUUGACCCAAAUUUGGAAAAUGCCAGUAAAACAGUAAUCUACACUAUGGUUCAAAAAAUGAUUGCGCACAUCACUAGUCAUAGAAGCCACCGCCAUUUUGAUCCAAUGUUGUUUCCGCCAUUGCAAAUGCAAAAGUGCGGUUUAUUAUUUAAUAACGCGAAAUUCGUGUAAUAUGGUGUUUAGUUUAGUUUAGGAUCAAUAAUUUAUAAAGAUGGAAGAGGAGUAUAAUAUGGACACACAGGACUCGGGCGCGAGUGACACUAAUAGAAACGAUGGAAAUGAUAGUGAUACUGUGAAAAGUGAUUAUGAGUUUGGUUAUGAUGAAUCUUACGAAGAUGAAGAUGGGGGAUUUCGUGGAGGUCCUCGUGGCCGCGGCAAUUUCAGAGGCCGUGGUGGGCGCGGCAUGCCACCACCGGGCUGGAUGAAUGGACCGCCUCCCAUGCGCUUUAGAGGUAGGGGUUAUGGCCCUGGUGGACCUCCAAUGAGAGGCCGUGGAUUUUUCCGUGGUCGUGGUGGUCCCAGAUUUGGUCCUAAUGGAGGGCCUAAUUUUGAUAAUAACUGGGGGCCUAUGGGACCACCACCACCUGGUAUGAUGGGACCACCUCCAUUUGGCCCACCCCCACCUGGAAUGAUGCCACCAGGUGGGCCAAUGGGGCCUCCACCGAAUAUGAUGGGACAACCACCUCCUUUUGGACCUCCAGGAAUGCCACCACCAAAUAUGCCUCCACCAGAAAUAUGGGUAGAAACUAAGUCCGAUGAGGGCAAAUCAUAUUACUAUCACCAACGCACUAGAGAAACAACUUGGACUAGGCCACAAGAGAGUCCAACUUGCAAGGUCAUAACACAGGCUGAAAUGGAAGCUAUGGUCUCAGCAGGCCAAAUGCCAGGCAUGAACCCACAAACUAUGGGCAUGAAUAACCCAAUGGGAGGACCAAUGGGUGGUCCACCCAUGGGAAUGAUGCCAAAUGGCAUGAUGGGAGGCAUGAUGCCCCCUGGAAUGGGGCCACAAGGAGGUGGUUCCACACCCAAUUCUGCCCCACCCUAUAUGACACAUCCACCACCAUGGGCAAAAGAUGGUAACAACCAAAUGAAAAUGGAUCAAUCUGACCAGCCAACAAUGGAUAUGGAUGAACUACCACCUGGUGAAUCCCUUCAAACUAACCAGAUGCCCAAUGCCAUAGCUCCAGUGACCACCUCCUCCAGUGGGCCUCCAAUGGGAGCGAAUAUGGGUUCGGGACCUCCCAUGGGAUCAGGCCCGCCCAUGGGCGGACCCAAUAUGGGUCCUCCACCUAAUAUGGGAGGGCCUGGUGGUGGGACUUGGAACCCUUGGGGAUGGGGUCCACCACCAAUGGUGGCACAACCAGGCUUCCCGGGUCCCGAUAAUAAUGGACAAGCCCCAAUGGGAUCUAACCAAAUGAGUAAUUCAAUGUCUGGUGAUAAUGAAUCACCAAUAAUGCUGGAUGGAUCCACUCCACCUCCUAAGAAAGACACCACUAUGAUACCUCCGGAAUUGGAAGCAGCGGCCGCGGAAUGGACGUCCCACGUGGCUCCAGAUGGCCGAAUGUAUUACCACCACGCCGGCAGAGCCCAUAGUGUUUGGAUCAAGCCGGAGCCCUUGCAGAGGCUAGACGAAUUAAAGGCGAAAAUUGCAGUCGAAAAAGGGGAAAGAAUGGAUAACAAAAAUGAACCAAUCAUUUUGGAUGGUGUUAUAGAUGUCGACGAACACGCGGAUGCGGUGGCAGCGGCUGAAGCGACCGCGGUAGAGGAGAAGGAGAGAACAGAACGUGAGCGGAUAGACCGGGAGAAGGCGGAGAGGGAGAGGGAAGAGAAAGAGAAGGCGGAAAAGGAGAAGGCGGAGAAGGAAAAGGCGAAACCGGACAAGACUAGGCCGGUUACGAGCACGCCGAUCACGGGGACUCCGUGGUGCGUUGUAUGGACUGGCGAUGGUCGCGUUUUCUUCUACAAUCCAACGGCCCGUCUCUCAGUAUGGGAACGCCCAGCUCAACUGCUUGGGAGGAAGGAUGUUGAUGCUGCAGUAGCCCAACCUCCGCAUCUUGUACAACAGCAACAGCAACAACAGAAGAAGGAAACGACUCCCUCGAAAGGUUCUAACGGCGAUCUCAAACGUGGAAUCGACUCGGACAGCGACUCUGCGGAGAGCGACGGCGCGAAACGGGCAAAGCAAGUCGAGGUGGUGGGUGUGACGACGAAAAAGGCCAUCGACGCAAACGCGGACGCAGCGGUGGAGGCGGAGAUGAUUGCGGCCAGGAAGCGGGUGGUGGUGCCGUUCGAGCAGCGAGUGACCGCCUUCCUGCAGCUGCUGCGGGAAUCGGACGUGUCCGCCUUCAGCCCCUGGGAGAAGGAGCUGCACAAGAUCGUCUUCGACGACCGCUACCUCCUGCUCGAGUCUAAGGAGAGGCGACAGGUGUUCAACAAGUACGUGCGCGACAGAGCUGAAGAAGAGAGAAAAGAGAAACGCAACAAACUACUGCUGAAGAAGCAGUCUUUCAAACUACUCAUGGAAGAGGCCAAACUACACUCAAAGUCAUCAUUCACCGAGUUCUCAACGAAGUACUGUCGGGAUGAACGAUUCCGCGGUAUCGAGAAACUGCGCGAGCGUGAGACCUACUUCAACGAGCACAUUGCGGAACUGCGCAAGAAAGAGAAGGAAGAGAAAGAGAAACGCAGGGAACAGGCCAAACAAGAUUUCAUACAGCUCCUCAAAGACAAAAAUGUGGACCGACACGCCCGUUGGGUCGAGGUGAAGAAGAAAAUCGAUAUCGACGUCCGGUAUAAAGCGGUUGAGAGUAGCUCCUUGAGAGAGGAUCACUUUAGGGAGUACUGCAAGAUGAUUAAGGACGAGAGGAAAAAGGAUGGAAAGGAGAAAGAACGCGAACGCGGCAGCCGAAAGGACAAGAAGGACAAAGAUCGCGACAAGGAGAAAGAGAAGGAAAAGGACAAGGACUCAAAGAAAGAGAAAAAGAAGGAUAAGGGAGAGAAAUCCGACCCACCGACCGAAGACGAAAAGAAACAGCCCACACCACCUCCCGACCAAUGGGCGGAAAUUCUCGGCAUCCCCGGCGAGGAUGACUCCAAAUCUGACCCGUCGUCCAAGUCUUACAAACCGUCGGAGAACAGCGAAACCUCCUCCGACAACGUCUCGCCGAAAGUGCUCAGGUCCUCGAAAAAGACACCGGACACCGCACAAAAGUCCCCCACGAAAAUCCUUUCGCCACCGAAAAAGAGAAGACCGGACUUCAAGUCGCCGGAACCGGAGAAGGGGAAGAAGAAAGAGAAGACUGAUAAGAGGAAACGGAAGUCGGAGAAGGAAUAGUGUUUGCUCAAUGUGUUCAAACGCUCGUUUGAAAAGCGCUGACGCGAUGGACGUUAAAACUCACGAACGCAUGAGAGCGAAUAAGUGAAGUGAUUUUAUAGUUAUUGUGACAUUUCUAUUCGUCGAAAUUGUGUGAAGGUUUUCGUAAGAAUUGUCUCGGCCACAUAUAAAAUUAUAUGUAAUUAUGCAUGCCAUUGAUAUGCGUGGUUUGUGGAUUUUAUAAUUUAGGCGUUAUUGCAAUUGGCAAUAAAAGGUUUCCGUACGGGAUCACAAUUGUUUGGUCCUUCGAAUUCUGUUCCCAAUAAACGUUACAACUUAAUAAUUUUAUCUGAAUUGUUAUAUUUUUUCCUCGUGCUUACAGUUAUUUACCCUUAUGUUGUAUUCUUUAUAUUUACGUCAUGGUCGCAAUAAAAUUAAAAAAGAAAUCGAGAUACUUAAUCCGUGGAACAUACUGACUUUAUACCUUGUGCACUUGGCCUAAAGUCGCAAUAAUAGUAAUGAUCAAGGAUCAAAAUCCUUUGAUGACUUUGAUUGACAAUUCAAAGAAAUGACAGUUUACAGUGACAGUGACAGUUAAUUGGACAAUACAUGUGUACAAUUGUAAAUAUAACAACAUUAGCGUUCGACCAAAAUGUCUUUUUGUAUAUAAAUAUAGAUUAUAAGUACUCUUAUGUAGAAGUUAUAUUAAGAUCGGGGAAAAAAAUUUGGGCAGUGUUGCCAUCGUCGUGGAAUGUAAUUAGUAUAGUUCAUAUUAAAUGUUAAAUUAUGUCGUGUUAUUUUUUAUAUUCACGUUGAAUUAUGGAAUCGUUCCUAUCAAAUGAAUAAUAUCAAAAACGUUUAAUACGAAGUCAGCGAGACGUGUGAAUACGUUAAUUUAAUUAACAAUUAAUGGUGUUGCAAUAUUCAAAGAGAAUUUUUUAUCCUAAUAUAUUUUUUCAACCCUUAAGUACACUCGUUUAACGUACCUUAACACUGCGUGAACUUCGACAUGUUCUGUGCAUCUUAGUAGAAUUUCUACAUAAGAAUUAAGUUAAGUACUAAGGUGUGUAUCGUUAAGAACUGUCCGCCUUGUUAUUCUGAAAGGUUGACCAGUACUUGUAAUUCUGGUAUGGAAAUCUUGAACUUUGAAAACCUAAAAGCUGUCGAAAGUUGGAAUAACUAGAGAAAAUGAGAUUGUUACAAGUGCUCUUUACAUAGGCAAGGAUAGUUCAACGCCAGUUAAAUAACGAUAAAGACGUUUUUAUAUAGGGGUACUGAAGUCCACACAAUAAAAACCUAAUAAUGCGCCAACGUCAACCUUUCAGAUGUCAUUUGUCAAAAAUGUUGAAGCCACUUUAUAGAUUUGUUUAUUCUAGAAUAUUAGGUUUUUUUUUUUAAAUAUUUAAACACAAGACUCGGUGCGAACCAGUUGUUGUACCUGUCAUCCUAUUUGACAGAUGAAAGGGUUGUAUUAUGACCAAGGUUAUAUUCAGAAACGAGCGGGAACUGUCACUCCUCAAGUAGCUUUCGGGUAAUUUUAUAAAAAAUCACUUAAUUGUAUAUUUUUAGUAAACAUUUGGCCAUACUUGCUGUAAAUAAAUAAAUGUCAAAGUUCAAUAUAUUUUUAACGUUCGAGAGUGACAGUUCGAAUUAGGCCUCGCUGCUUAGACCUUGAGAGAUCAUUGUAACGGCCUUGAAUAGCGUGGACUGAAGAUGAUACAAUGUUUUUUAUCGAAUAUUUUUUUGGUAUUUAUAAUUUUAUAAGCACAUUGUAAGAUUAAAAAAACAUCUUGAGUCUACGUUUUAAAAGACGUACCAAUCUUACAUGCAAAUCAAAUCGAAUAACACGAAGCAAAAAUUCGACAUAUUUGUAUGGUAAAAUGUGCUACGAUCCGUGAAGACGAUGUUUCGUUUCGAAUGCCUUUGAUUGGUCUAACGUGUCAUGACGUGAUCGUUGGCCAAUCACGAUGAAGCGAAACGCGAUUUGCUUUGAAAGAUUGGUUAUUUAUUUUGUUGGAUUUGACUUUAAAAGUUUGCACAAUUAUGUAUUUUUUAUUAUUUGGAAAAACAUAUUUA
Messenger RNA from Pieris brassicae (large cabbage white), 5408 nucleotides. Its product is annotated as transcription elongation regulator 1. Lineage: Eukaryota; Metazoa; Arthropoda; Insecta; Lepidoptera; Pieridae. Bases 231 to 3353 code for a protein of 1040 amino acids. Gene Ontology annotation, cellular component: nucleus. Gene Ontology annotation, molecular function: RNA polymerase binding; transcription coregulator activity. The transcript has 18 exons. The record is from RefSeq and is a predicted model, not a curated record.